UGAAAAAGCAGUUAGAGGUGCAGAGGAGACAGAGGGCCGCUCAUGCUGUAAUGCAGAAUCACCAAGAGGUCGAGGAGGAGUACGACCCCGUGGAAGAAAACCUGUGCAAACACAUAGAGCAAGAAAAGAAGGCUUACAAGAGCGCCAUCGGGCGUCUCAAAGCUCUGAGGACGGAGAUUGAGCACCUGCAGCUGCUGUUGGAGAGGGCGAAGGUCAAGCUCCAGAAAGACUUCCAUCAGUGGUGGAGCAGGGAGGCUUCCAGCGUGCAGGAGCCUGAGGCCACAGCCAGAAGUCACACAAGGUCGCCAAGGGGAACCUCACAGCCAUCUUCACCCAGCACUCCAGGAUUUCGAGCACCUGUUCUGAGCAGCACUGUGAGAGACUCUCCAUCAGAACCACACCCAGUCCACUGCUCCACCUCUGUUCAAGAUCUCAGAAGCUACAUCCCUGUGAUGGCUGUCGCAGAAGGGCAUAAUGAGACCCUGGGUAGGACGGUGUCUGACUUCACUCCUUCAUCUGACUGGAGGUCUCUUUCCACCACCACACUCUCAUCCUCCUCCAUUCCCCUGACCGGAGACCAAAAGGCUGAUGCUGACAUCCUAGCAUUUGUCAGAGCAAGGCAAAACCUCCUCAGUAGGACAGGACCACCUCAAUAAUACCACGAUGCUCUGAUGAACACCUGAAGUUCCGUCAUCUAAAUGCUUCUUCAACCUCCAUCUGCAUUUAAACGAGUAUUGGACAUUAUUGAUUAAAGAUGGACGGACAUUGAAGAUCCUGAAAAUACAGGAUUUGUGAUCUGCCAAACACCAGCCACACAUCCUGUCUGAUGUUUACAUGCAGACACACACUGGUUGGCCUCCUGGAGUAUUUGUCCGGCACAAUGGGCAGCAGUAUAAAUCACAGCCUGCGCCGCACAUUUGAUCUAAACAAAUGUUGUCUCAAGAUAUGAGAGGAAGGAAACCAGGUGGCUCCAGUACGUGAAGAAUGAAUCAUGAUGUAUCAAAUGGCCUCAGGAAGUUUAACAUGCCUUUCAGAUGUAUGUUAUUUUGUGUAAAAGGUUGUAAAUAGAUAUGUAAUAUAUGUAUAGUACAUUUUGUGUAUAAGAAAAUUGAACACAAUAUCAAAUACAGAAUAAACUAUUUGAUGAUG
Messenger RNA from Notothenia coriiceps (black rockcod), 1149 nucleotides. Its product is annotated as kinesin-like protein KIF6. The transcript is spliced from 8 exons. Bases 51 to 656 code for a protein of 201 amino acids. NCBI's taxonomy places the organism in Eukaryota, Metazoa, Chordata, Actinopteri, Perciformes, Nototheniidae. The record is from RefSeq and is a predicted model, not a curated record.